Molecule: messenger RNA, 3324 nt
Organism: Cucumis sativus (cucumber)
Lineage: Eukaryota; Viridiplantae; Streptophyta; Magnoliopsida; Cucurbitales; Cucurbitaceae
Product: receptor-like protein kinase
Biological process (GO): hormone-mediated signaling pathway; protein phosphorylation
Cellular component (GO): plasma membrane
Molecular function (GO): protein kinase activity; protein binding; ATP binding
Source: RefSeq, a predicted model, not a curated record
UUGGCUUUAUUAUCGCUCCAAAGCCGCUGGACUUCUCACACCCCUUUUAUCCCUCUUUGGAAUGCUUCUGAUUCCACUCCCUGUUCUUGGGCUGGGAUUGAAUGUGAUCAAAACCUUCGUGUCAUCACUUUCAAUCUCUCGUAUAAUGUUUCGGGUCCGCUUGGACCUGAAAUUGCACGUUUGACCCACUUGCGUACUAUUGCUUUGACCGCCAACCGUUUCUCUGGUGAAAUUCCUUAUGGGAUUGGUAACUGUAGCCAUUUAGAGUACUUGGAUCUCUCCUUCAACCAAUUUAGUGGACAAAUUCCUCAGUCAUUGACCCUCCUUACGAACUUGACGUUUUUGAACUUCCAUGACAAUGUUCUAACUGGUGCAAUACCCAACUCCUUAUUUCAGAAUCUUAAUUUGCUGUAUGUGUAUCUUGGUGAAAACAAUCUCAACGGUUCUAUCCCUUCAAAUGUGGGGAAUUCGAGUCAGCUGUUUCAUUUGUAUCUGUACGGAAAUGAGUUUUCUGGUUCCAUACCUUCUUCCAUAGGGAACUGUAGUCAAUUGGAGGAUCUUUAUUUGGAUGGGAACCAGUUAGUGGGAACAUUGCCCGAUAGUCUUAACAAUCUUGAUAAUCUUGUUAAUCUGGGUGUAAGCCGAAACAAUCUCCAGGGUCCAAUUCCUUUGGGUUCGGGAGGUUGUCAGAGUUUAGAAUAUAUAGAUUUGUCAUUCAAUGGUUAUACAGGAGGUAUACCUGCCGGGUUGGGCAACUGUAGUGCCCUAAGAACCUUACUUAUAAUAAAUUCCAGUUUAACAGGUCAUAUUCCUUCCUCCUUUGGCCGUCUAAGAAAGCUUUCACAUAUUGAUCUCUGUAGAAAUCAACUGUCUGGGAAUAUACCUCCUGAAUUUGGGGCUUGCAAAUCCUUGAAAGAAUUGAAUUUGUACGUCAACCAAUUUGAGGGACGUAUCCCUAGCGAACUGGGUUUGCUUAGUAAAUUAGAGGUCCUUCAAUUGUUCUCGAACCAUUUGAUUGGUCAGAUUCCUAUUAGCAUUUGGAAGAUUGCAAGUCUCCAACAUAUUCUUCUGUAUAACAACAAUCUUUCUGGGGAACUUCCAUUGAUAAUAACUGAACUCAAGCACCUCAAAAACAUUUCUUUAUUCAACAAUCAGUUUUCUGGUGUCAUACCUCAAAGUCUGGGACUCAACAGAAGCUUAGUGCAAGUGGAGUUAACUAAUAACAAGUUCUCUGGUCAAAUUCCACCUAAUCUAUGCUUUGGAAAGACAUUAAGGGUGUUAAAUUUAGGUUUGAAUCAAUUUCAGGGUAGCAUACCUUCAGAUAUUGGGACUUGUUUGACUCUUCAGAGGUUGAUUUUGAGAAGGAAUAAUCUAACAGGAGUUUUGCCAGAAUUUAUGAGAAAUCAUGGCCUUCAGUUCAUGGAUGCCAGUGAAAAUAACCUCAAUGAAAAAAUUCCGUUAAGUUUGGGCAAUUGCAUCAAUCUUACCUCAGUUGAUUUGUCUAGGAACAAGCUUACAGGUCUUGUACCGAAUGAGCUGGGAAACCUUGUGAAUAUCCAAAGUUUGAGCUUGUCUCACAACUUCUUGGAAGGACCUUUGCCACCCUCGCUGUCAAAUUGGACCAAGUUGAAUAAUUUUGAUGUAGGAUUCAAUUUAUUGAAUGGUUCUAUAUCUCAUAGCUUGGCAGGCUGGAAAGUCAUAUCCACAUUGAUUUUAACAGAGAAUCAAUUUACUGGAGGCAUUCCAAAUGUAUUAUCAGAACUUGAAAGCCUUUCAGUGCUAGAUCUUGGUGGCAAUUUGUUUGGAGGAGAAAUUCCUUCAUCUAUUGGAGGUUGGAAGAAUAUGUUUUAUUUCCUGAAUUUCAGUGACAAUGGGUUAACUGGCCAAAUACCUUCCGAGCUGAAAAAUCUGAUCAUGGUUGAGAAUUUAGAUAUAUCUCACAAUAAUUUGACUGGAAGUAUAAGAGUUCUUGGUGAACUAAGUUCGUUGUUAGUUGAGCUUAACAUUUCAUAUAAUUUCUUCACGGGUACUGUGCCACCAACAUUAAUGAAGUUUCUGAAUUCUCAUCCCGCAUCGUUCUUAGGUAACUCUGGGUUAUGCAUCAGCUGUGAUGAAACAGAUGGCUUAAUUUGCAACAGAAGUAGUAGUAUCAAAACUUGUGCUAGUCAUUCAAGCUCUCGGCUUAAUAAUACUCAAAUUGCAAUGAUAGCUUUUGGAUCUUCACUCUUUAUUGUUUUUCUGCUCCUUGGGUUGGUUUAUAAGUUUGUUUACAUCAGAAGAAACAAGGAUACUUUUGACACCUUUGCUGAAGUAGGAACAACCUCUUUGCUUGUCCACAAGGUAAUAGAGGCCACCGAUAACCUAGAUGAGCGAUUCAUCAUUGGGAGAGGAGCACAUGGAGUUGUUUAUAAGGCAUUACUAGAUUCGAAGACAACUUUUGCUGUAAAAAAGCUAACAUUUGGAGGAUGUAAAGGGGGAAGCCAGAGUAUGAUUAGAGAAAUUGAAACUGUUGGCCGCAUCAAACAUCGAAACCUGAUUGCUUUGGAAGAUUGUUGGUUGGAAAAAGACCAUGGUUUACUUAUUUACAGAUACCAGGCUAAUGGGAGCCUUGAUGAUGUGUUGCAUCAGAUGAAUCCAGCUCCAUUUCUACCAUGGGAAGUUCGUUAUAAUAUUGCCAUUGGUAUUGCACAUGGAUUGAUAUAUCUUCAUUACGAUUGUGACCCUCCUAUAAUACACCGUGACAUUAAACCGCAGAAUGUACUUCUAGAUUCGGAGAUGGAGCCUCGUAUUGCUGAUUUUGGUCUUGCAAAGUUGCUCGACCAAACUUCUGCACCAGCAGUUUCAUCCUUGUUUGCUGGAACAAUUGGCUAUAUUGCACCAGAGAAUGCGUUCUCAGCAGCAAAAAACAAGGCUUCAGAUGUUUACAGUUACGGAGUUGUUUUACUCGAGCUGAUAACGCGAAAGAAGCCAUCAGAUGCAUCAUUUACUGAGGUGGGGAGUAUAACUGCUUGGGUUCGGUCGGGUUGGAACGAGACUGGAGAAAUAGAUAGUAUUGUUGAUCCAAUGCUUGUGGAAGAACUUUUAGAUUCUGAUCGAAGGGAGCAGAUUAAGAAGGUGAUUUUGUUGGCUUUGAGAUGCACAGAAAAGGAUCCUAACAAGAGACCUAUUAUGAUAGAUGUUUUGAACCAUUUGAUUGAUUUGAAGAUAAACCAAUCGAGAGUAUUUUUGGAUUGAACAAAGACAAGUGUUUCCAAAACAAUUUUAUUUUAAAUUGUUUUUAGUUUUGAUAAAAUAAAUAAACAAACUUCGAAAGUUUUUCAAAAA